Messenger RNA from Abrus precatorius (Indian licorice), 2522 nucleotides. RefSeq names its product inorganic phosphate transporter 1-4. The record is from RefSeq and is a predicted model, not a curated record. Gene Ontology annotation, molecular function: phosphate transmembrane transporter activity. The transcript is spliced from 2 exons. Gene Ontology annotation, cellular component: membrane. Gene Ontology annotation, biological process: phosphate ion transport; transmembrane transport. NCBI's taxonomy places the organism in Eukaryota, Viridiplantae, Streptophyta, Magnoliopsida, Fabales, Fabaceae. Bases 128 to 1744 code for a protein of 538 amino acids.
GCACUUCAAACCAUUUCUCUCUCUUUUCUUCUCUCAUCAUUUCUAUACGCUUCUUCAACGCUCAGAGAAGGCAAGCUUUGAUAGCGAGAGAAAUAGAAGGAAACUUGUAAUUUUGGCCUGAAAAGUCAUGGCAAAGGAGCAAAUUCAGGUGCUGAAUGCACUUGAUGUGGCAAAAACACAAUGGUACCAUUUCACUGCAAUCGUCAUUGCUGGAAUGGGCUUCUUCACUGAUGCAUAUGAUCUGUUCUGCAUAUCCCUUGUUACAAAGUUGCUUGGCCGCAUUUACUACCACGUUGAUGGCGCAUCAAAGCCCGGUACAUUGCCUCCCAAUGUAGCUGCUGCUGUAAAUGGUGUAGCUUUCUGUGGAACAUUUUCAGGGCAGCUUUUCUUUGGCUGGCUUGGAGAUAAGAUGGGUAGGAAAAAAGUGUAUGGCAUGACUCUGAUGCUGAUGGUAAUAUGCUCCAUUGGUUCUGGCCUUUCAUUUGGACAUAGUCCAAAAUCUGUCAUGGCAACUCUUUGCUUCUUUCGGUUCUGGCUUGGAUUUGGUAUUGGUGGAGACUACCCACUUUCUGCCACCAUAAUGUCAGAAUAUUCUAAUAAGAAGACUCGUGGUGCCUUCAUUGCUGCAGUCUUUGCCAUGCAGGGUUUUGGAAUCUUGGCAGGUGGUAUAUUUGCCAUUAUAAUUUCAGCUGCAUUCAAGGCCAGGUUUGAUUCUCCACCUUAUGAGGUUGAUCCAGUUGGCUCAACUGUUCCACAAGCAGACUACAUUUGGAGAAUAAUUGUGAUGGUGGGGGCACUUCCAGCUGCAUUGACAUACUACUGGCGUAUGAAGAUGCCAGAAACUGCUCGAUAUACAGCUCUAGUUGCCAAGAACAUGGAGCAAGCGGCAGCAGAUAUGUCUAAGGUUAUGCAGGUUGAGAUUCAAUCUGAAACAAGGAAACAAGAGGAGACAAAGGCUAAUUCAUAUGGCUUGUUCUCAAAGCAAUUCCUCCGUCGCCAUGGACUACAUCUACUUGGUACUACAAGUACAUGGUUCUUACUUGAUAUUGCAUUUUAUAGCCAAAACCUUUUUCAAAAGGAUAUCUUUAGUGCAAUUGGUUGGAUCCCUCCUGCAAAAACCAUGAAUGCCCUUGAGGAGGUUUACAAAAUUGCAAGGGCUCAAACACUUAUUGCUUUGUGCAGUACGGUUCCAGGUUACUGGUUUACGGUGGCUUUCAUUGAUAAGAUUGGAAGAUUUGCUAUCCAAUUGAUGGGUUUCUUCUUUAUGACUGUCUUCAUGUUUGCUCUUGCCAUUCCUUAUGACCACUGGACUCAUAGGGAUAACAGGAUAGGAUUUGUAGUGAUGUAUUCCUUGACCUUCUUCUUUGCAAAUUUUGGGCCUAAUGCUACCACAUUUGUUGUCCCAGCUGAGAUUUUUCCUGCAAGAUUCCGAUCCACUUGCCAUGGAAUUUCAUCGGCAGCUGGGAAGCUUGGGGCUAUUGUUGGUUCCUUUGGAUUCUUGUAUUUGGCACAAAACAAGGACAAGAGCAAAGCAGAUGCAGGGUACCCAGCAGGUAUCGGUGUGAAGAAUGCACUAAUUGUGUUGGGUGUGGUUAACGUAUUAGGCUUCUUCUUUACUUUCUUGGUUCCUGAAGCAAAAGGAAAAUCCUUGGAGGAGAUAUCAGGUGAAAACGAUGAGGAAAGAGGAGCUACGGAGGAGUCAGAACAAUCAUAUUCUCACAACAGAACUGUUCCAUAUGUUUAAUCUAUAGUGUUAGUAUGAUAAAGUAGCGUCUUAAACUAGGCUUGGAAGCACAAAAGCUUUCAUUUUCCCUCUAUUUCUGUUAAAUUUGACAAUGUAACAAGAACUAAGGAACAAUUUGUUGUUCCGAAUAUUGGAGAAUGUUAUAGUUACAUUUGAUUCACAACCAUUAGUGGUGCAUUGUAUAGACGUAUAGUAAAUUGAAUAACCAAUUUCACUAUCCAGUGUUAUGCAUAAUUUCUUUAUUUCUUUUUCUUUUUGACUUUUUGAUGAAAACUAUAUUAUUAUACGAGAUAUGUGUAUCACGCAUGAAUGAGUGUUAUCAUAAGUCUUGCAUUACACUAAUAUACAUAUCCGUUAAGGUUCUAUUUUUCUUAUAUGAUAUUUUAUAGAAUAUUUUAAAUUCUCCUUUAUAAUAGUAUGGAGGAAGAUACUUGCAAAGACACUAUAUUAUUUAAUAUUCUAAACUUGACUAUUUUACUUGUAUUUUAUAAUUUUUUUUAUAGAUAUGAUAUCAGGUUUAAUGUGCUUCGUGAUUCAAUCUUGUUUUUAACUUUUUAUUUAAAUAAUUAAUUUUUUUUAUCGAUUAUUAAUCUUUAAUUAUCUUAUUAAUUUAUUUUAAUAUGAUUGGAUGAGUUUCAUCCUUAGGUUAGGCCAAAAGGAUAUAGAUACCUUUUAUUCUAGUACUAGGCUGAAAGAGUAUUUAGAUAUCUUUUUUAUGGUGAUGACUAGGUAAUUUCUUUACGUAUCGUCUGAAUGGGAGAUCUGUUUAUAGUAUUUU